CAAGGCUUGGAAGCUGAGUUCAGGUACUCGCACUGUGAGGGGAUAGAGAGAAGAUGGCUUGGUUGAGGGGAGUUCUGUUUGGGCUUCAGUUUCUGGUGCUUUUUCUGGGCUCUGUUCCUUCUCCUGCCGAGUGUGCUUACGGGGGAAAAUUACCACCACCCUCGCCGUCACCAUCCCCACCACCAAACACCCUAAAGCCGACGCACAACGUCUCAGUUGAAGGUGACGUCUACUGUAGGUGCAAGCUCCCGGGUUAUGUUACGCCCAAGGAUGCUUCGCCUCUUCCCGGUGUACUAGUUAGCUUCAAACAUGGCAGGCGAUCUUGGAGCGGGAAGACAGAUGCCAGAGGACACUUCUUGGUCAAUGCUAAAUUUCCUUCGGAAGAAAAGGACGUGAAAACAUCUGUGGCCAAGUACGGCAAGGUGUACGUGGUGUCGACCCCAUUGCCGGCGUGCACCGUGCCGGAAUUUCUUGGACACAAAGGGAAGGGAGCUUCUGUAUUCUAUGAAAGGGACAUAGUGGCUGGGUACGACCAUGUGGCACUCUUCUCUGCAGGCGUCUUGGACCUCGGCCCGGCCAACUCUAAGAUGUGUCACACUUGAGGGGCCGUUUGCCGGAGCUUCUGGGACAAAUGGAAUGCAUGGUGCAAGAGUGUUUAGCAUAUAUAUAUAUUGCUUUAAUUCCUGUUGAUGUAUGUCGUGGUUGUGGUAGCAAGUGUUUUGGUUGGGACAAUAAAGGGCGCCUUAACUGGCUCUUGUAGGAGCCAAAGCUUGGAGGUCAUAACUUUCUGUUUAGUUUUUGCCCCAUGUUGUUGGUGUUGAGAAAUAAAGGGCGCCUUAACUGGUGGUUGUAAACA
Messenger RNA from Elaeis guineensis (African oil palm), 856 nucleotides. RefSeq lists its product as uncharacterized. NCBI's taxonomy places the organism in Eukaryota, Viridiplantae, Streptophyta, Magnoliopsida, Arecales, Arecaceae. The record is from RefSeq and is a predicted model, not a curated record. Gene Ontology annotation, cellular component: cell periphery.